AUGCCCUCCAGCUUUCUUCUCUUUCCUACCAAUCCUCAAAGUUUUCGGCUCAAUCAUCACAAUGAUGGCAGUCGCAGAACGAACUGGACGUCCUGGUCCCCACGGUCGGCCACGUGCCGUUUGUUCGAAACGCGAGCAAUGUCGUGUCCACAUUGGGGACCUUCGUGGUCUCGCUCGAUACACGUCGCUCUGUGCAUACGCGAUGAGGAUUUCAGUCGCCAACGCCUGGAUUAUCUCAGGAAGCUGGAACUGGAUUUCUUCACGUGGACACACAAGGGCUCCCACACAAGUAGCCACUGCAGCUCUCGGGCGGCGAUGCCUCGCCCUUGGCCGCAACCCAAGGAACCUCACCAAGGGUCUGCGUUAUGCUUCGGGGUCCGCCCUGGACCGCAAGGUUCGCCAGAACAACUGGGAGGAGAACAACUUCAUCAACUAUAAGAAGAUGUCCGAGAACCUGUCGAUUGUGCGCAGCCGUCUCAACACCCCCCUGACCUACGCUGAGAAGGUCUUGUACUCUCACUUGGACGACCCCCACGGCCAGGACAUUCAGCGCGGCAAGUCCUACCUCAAGCUGCGCCCUGACCGUGUUGCUUGCCAGGAUGCCACUGCUCAGAUGGCCAUCCUGCAGUUCAUGAGUGCUGGUAUGGACAGUGUGGCCAACCCCACCACCGUCCACUGUGAUCACUUGAUCGAGGCUCAGGUUGGCGGCGCCAAGGAUCUCGAUCGUGCUAUCGACAUCAACAAGGAGGUCUACGACUUCUUGUCUACUGCUUGCGCCAAGUACAACAUUGGUUUCUGGCGCCCCGGCUCCGGCAUUAUCCACCAGAUCAUCCUUGAGAACUACGCCUUCCCCGGUGGUCUCCUCAUCGGCACUGACUCGCACACUCCCAACGCCGGAGGUCUGGGUCUGGCUGCUAUCGGUGUCGGUGGUGCUGAUGCCGUCGAUGUCAUGGCUGGGCUUCCUUGGGAGCUGAAGGCCCCCAAGGUCAUUGGUGUCAAGCUCACUGGCAGCCUUUCCGGCUGGUCCACCCCCAAGGACAUCAUCCUGAAGGUCGCCGACAUCCUCACCGUCAAGGGUGGAACUGGUGCCAUUGUCGAGUACCACGGUCCUGGUGUUGACACUUUCUCCACCACUGGCAUGGCCACUAUUUGCAACAUUGCCGAAAUUGGUGCCACCACUUCGCUGUUCCCCUACAACGAGCGCAUGUACGACUAUCUGGCCGCCACCAAGCGCAAGGACAUUGGUGACUUUGCCCGCUCCUACGCUGCUGACCUCCGCGCCGACGAGGGUGCCGAGUACGACCAGCUGAUCGAGAUCAACCUGAGCGAGCUCGAGCCUCACAUCAACGGUCCCUUCACCCCCGAUCUGGGCACGCCCAUCUCCAAGUUCAGCCAGGCCGUCAAGGACAACAACUGGCCCUCCGAGCUCAAGGUUGGUCUGAUCGGAUCUUGCACCAACUCCUCGUACGAGGACAUGUCCCGUGGCGCCUCCAUCGCCAGGGAUGCCCUGAACCACGGCCUCAAGGCCAAGUCCGCCUUCACCGUCACCCCCGGUUCUGAGCAGAUCCGCGCCACCAUUGAGCGUGAUGGUCAGCUGCAGACCUUUGAGGAGUUCGGUGGCAUGGUUCUCGCCAACGCCUGCGGUCCCUGCAUUGGACAGUGGGAUCGCCAGGACGUCAAGAAGGGCGAGGCCAACUCCAUCAUCUCUUCCUACAACCGUAACUUCACUGGCCGUAACGAUGGUAACCCCGCCACCCACUCCUUCGUCGCCUCUCCUGAUCUAGUCGUCGCCAUGACCAUUGCCGGAACCCUGCACUUCAACCCCUUGACCGACAAGCUGAAGGACAAGGACGGCAACGAGUUCCUUCUCCAGCCCCCCACUGGUGAGGGUCUCCCUGAGCGCGGCUACGACGCCGGCGUCGACACCUACCAGGCACCCCCCAAGGACCGUGCCAGCGUCAACGUCGCUGUCUCGCCCACCUCGGAUCGUCUCCAGGUUCUCUCCCCCUUCAACGCCUGGGAUGGCAAGGACGCCAAGGACCUGCCCAUCCUCAUCAAGGCCCAGGGUAAGACCACCACCGACCACAUCUCCAUGGCCGGUCCCUGGCUCAAGUACCGUGGUCACCUUGACAACAUCUCCAACAACAUGUUGAUCGGUGCUAUCAACGAGGCCAACGGUGAGGCCAACAAGGUCCAGAACGCUACCACUGGCGAGUGGGGUGCCGUCCCUGCUGUUGCCCGUGACUACAAGAAGAAGGGUAUCCAGUGGGUCGUCAUCGGUGACUGGAACUACGGUGAGGGCAGCUCUCGCGAGCACGCCGCUCUCGAGCCUCGUCACCUCGGUGGCCUUGCCAUCAUCACCCGCAGCUUCGCCCGUAUCCACGAGACCAACCUGAAGAAGCAGGGUAUGCUGCCUCUGACCUUUGCCGACCCCGCCGAUUACGACAAGAUCAAGCCCGAGGACAAGGUUGACAUCCUCGCCACCGAGCUCGCUGUCGGCAAGCCCAUCACCAUGGUCGUCCACCCCAAGGAUGGCAAGGACUUUGAGGUCAAGCUUGAGCACACCUUCAACGAGCCCCAGAUUGAGUGGUUCAAGAACGGCAGUGCGCUGAACACAAUGGCCAAGAACGCGCAAUAAAGGUUGUCAGGGUUUUUGUGUGUGUUGGGAGUGUUAAGAUACCUAGCCGUUGCAAUUUUACAAUGUUCAAAUGUUCCCCAUUGGCUCUCGUAUACCAAGUCCGCACGCACAAGGCUGUAGAAAUAGGUACAACA
This is a messenger RNA of Emericellopsis atlantica, 2772 nucleotides long. Its product is annotated as aconitase family-domain-containing protein. Gene Ontology annotation, molecular function: 4 iron, 4 sulfur cluster binding; aconitate hydratase activity. Bases 65 to 2638 code for a protein of 857 amino acids. The record is from RefSeq and is a predicted model, not a curated record. The transcript has 8 exons. Gene Ontology annotation, cellular component: mitochondrion; cytosol. NCBI's taxonomy places the organism in Eukaryota, Fungi, Ascomycota, Sordariomycetes, Hypocreales, Bionectriaceae. Gene Ontology annotation, biological process: tricarboxylic acid cycle.